AUGUCUGACCUCCACUACGUAGGGAUCAGCUUUGGACUGAUCCUCGUCAUUAUCCCCACUGAAGUUAGGUUCCGACGCUACUACUACUCCCACCAUUUUACAAAACCUCUACACACCAACACCAACUCCUACAGCACCUACAAUGUCAUCAACACCAAUAACAACUACAAUGCCUACAACACUUACAAUGCCAACAGUACCAACAACACCGAAAAUACCAACAGCACUUACAAUGCGACCUACACCACCAACACCUACAAUAACAGCAGCAACACCAACAAUACCUACACCACCAACAGCGAAAACAUCAACAACACCUACAAUGCCAACAACACCUACAAUACCAACAUCGCCACACCAACAGCACUGAAGGUCAAACCAGAGCCCACAUGA
Messenger RNA from Trichechus manatus latirostris (Florida manatee), 393 nucleotides. RefSeq lists its product as uncharacterized. NCBI's taxonomy places the organism in Eukaryota, Metazoa, Chordata, Mammalia, Sirenia, Trichechidae. The transcript is spliced from 3 exons. The record is from RefSeq and is a predicted model, not a curated record. The coding region runs from base 1 to 393 and encodes 130 amino acids.